CGAUGAAUGAGAAUGGGACCAAAGACAUAGAAUCAAGCGAUUUUUGAUUACAUUGAACUUGUGAUAACCAAGGCCAUCCAGAGUCUAAACGAAACAGGAAGAAUUGCUCAUUUAUGUUCAAUUUUUGAAUUUUUUGGCAUUCUCAAAAUUUAUUUCGCGUUUCGACGAUCGCAGUUCAUAACUAUCAUAAUUGAUAACAAUUCAUAAUUGGGAACAAUCGGGAAACAAUCUCACAAACCAAUCGCAGGUAAUCAAAAUGUCUACUACAUCACAGAAGCACAGGAACUUCGUGGCUGAGCCGAUGGGAGACAAGCCUGUGACUGAACUAGCUGGUGUCGGAGAGGUGCUAGGAAAAAGAUUAGAGUCUGCAGGCUUUGAUAAAGCAUAUGUGGUCUUGGGACAGUACUUAGUGUUAAAGAAGAAUAAGGAGCUGUUUCAAGAAUGGAUGAAAGAUGCUUGUUCAGCGAAUGCGAAACAGUCAACAGAUUGUUAUCAGUGUCUCACUGAUUGGUGUGAAGAAUUUUUGUAAUUGUGAUAGAUUUGACUUAAAUAUUCUUAAAAAAAAAAACAAAGUUUAAUUAUAAAGUUAUAUGACAUUACGCAAAAUGUAAAAUAUAUUUUAACAUUUAUAUAUUUUUAAUAUAUCUUGCUUAUAAACAGUAACUUUGAACAGUAAACAUAAAAUUUAUUUUUGCAAAUUGAAUAAUCACAUUUUAUAAUCAAAUAGUUAUUAUCACAUGUAUUUUAGUAAUUAUUUAGUAUUUGAUCAUUAAGAAUGUAAAAUGAUUUUUUUGUAUUUAUUCUAUGAUCAAUCGGUGAAUUUCAGUGAAUCAUAUCAAUAACAGUAAUGGAUUAAAGAAAUUUUGAUUUUUGUACACAUUAAGAUAUUGAAAAAAAUAUUACUUCAAUGAACACAAAAGUUAUAAAAAAAAUAUGCAGUCUUAGAUGUAAGUACAUUGACACGCUUACAUAAAAUGUGAAUGUAAUAUUUAAAUAGAACAAAAAAUAAAAGGAUUUAUUCUCUAAUAA
This is a messenger RNA of Atta colombica, 1029 nucleotides long. It is a transcript of the gene baf, whose product is annotated as barrier-to-autointegration factor. Lineage: Eukaryota; Metazoa; Arthropoda; Insecta; Hymenoptera; Formicidae. The record is from RefSeq and is a predicted model, not a curated record. Gene Ontology annotation, molecular function: DNA binding. The transcript has 3 exons. The coding region runs from base 257 to 529 and encodes 90 amino acids.